Chaetomium strumarium is the source of this 1165-nucleotide messenger RNA. RefSeq names its product kinase-like domain-containing protein. The coding region runs from base 77 to 1165 and encodes 362 amino acids. The record is from RefSeq and is a predicted model, not a curated record. Lineage: Eukaryota; Fungi; Ascomycota; Sordariomycetes; Sordariales; Chaetomiaceae. The transcript has a single exon.
AUCCCUCCCGCACUGCUCCCUCGGGACUUACCUGAGAGAUAACACGGUGAUCACACUUCGUUCCCUCACCUCGACCAUGUCUUCCAAUAACCCCCAACUCCCCACGGGCCCGCCCGCGUGGUUUAGCUUUGACGGCGCGUCGCUGAUCUACCAGGCGGGCGAGCGGCGGGUGUGGAAGAUCCGCGACGAGUACAUCCUCAAGCGCACGCCGACCACGAGCCACGGGACCAACUCGGAGGCGGUGACGCACCGGUUCGUGUCCGCGCAGACCAGCGUGCCCGUGCCGUUCGUGUACGGCGAGUGGCGGUCCGAGAACGGGCGGUGGCACUACCUGCUCGAGGGCCGCAUCGCGGGCCAGACGCUGGCCGACUGCUGGCCGCGCCUGACCAUCGACGACAAGCUGGACCUGGCCGAGCAGGUCGUGGAAUACAUGGCCGAGCUGCGCCGCUUCACCGCGAGCCACAUGCGCUCCGUGUCCGGCCACCGGCUACCCAACAACCUCUUCGUGCCCCGCCCCUUUCCGCAGGGCGCGAGGGGCUUCCUCAGCGGCACGUGGCGCACCGACGACGACAUCUUCGCGCGCGAGUUCCUCCCCGCGCUGCAGCACGCCCGCGUCGCGCCGGACGUGAUCCGCCUCCUGCGCCGCACCAUGCCGCCCUGCGCGGGGCAGCUGCAGUUCACGCACUGCGACCUGUACGUGGGGAACGUCAUGGUCGACUUUCUUCGCGGCGGGGGCCGGAGGCGCGCCGUCGUCAGCGCCAUCAUUGACUGGGAGAGCGCCGGUUACUGGCCGGCCUGGUUCCAGCACGCGCGCAUCACGCACGGGUGCAGUAAGAUCGAUGGCGACUGGAAGUACUUUUUAAGUCGGCUGCAGCGGGACACCAUCCCGUACGCGGAUCACGGCAGGGUGUGGUGGGAUACCGUGCACACGCUGCUGGAUCGCCCGGCCAGUCUUAAGGCCAGGGCGUGGCUGAGGCUGUUGGUGGGGUAUGUGAGGGGGGAGAGGGAUGUGAGCGAGUUGCAGAGGUAUCAGGAGAUGGAUGUUCAGGAGGAGGAGGAGGAGGUGGUGGUGGAGGCGUUUCGUGGCACCCUCCUCCCCCGCGGUCGUGGGAGGGGCGCGGAUGGGUAUUACAGCACCGCUAUUGGGGGUUUUCGGAGGCGCUGA